Molecule: messenger RNA, 7277 nt
Organism: Xiphophorus hellerii (green swordtail)
Lineage: Eukaryota; Metazoa; Chordata; Actinopteri; Cyprinodontiformes; Poeciliidae
Gene: fer1l4
Product: fer-1 like family member 4
Exons: 48
Coding region: 571-6063 (1830 amino acids)
Biological process (GO): plasma membrane organization
Cellular component (GO): membrane
Source: RefSeq, a predicted model, not a curated record
GUAAGCCUACAUGUACAGUCACAGUCACACACACUCAGAGCAGACUCUGGUUGUUUCUACCAACACCUGAACAGAGGAGACCUUAAAACAUGUAGACGUAAUCCUAGAAAAACCAACAGGAGAGCACAGAGGUGAAUGCCAUCAUGUCCAUCAGUGUGGAUCUGAAGAGGAUCUUCAACCUGCCAGGACGUUCAGACAGAAAGGUUGAACUCUCCUUCAGAGGUUUCACUCAUAAAACCAGAGCCCCACAGUGUGAGAAUGUUGCCAUCUUCAACGAGCAUUUCCGUUGGCCCCAUUAUGGUAAAGAGAUCACAGAAGAACUUUUGUCUAUCAGCGUUUACAACUGCAGCAAAUUCUUUUCCAACAGACUGCUCGGUCAGCUUGUUAUUAGUCUGCAGCAUGUAGUUACCUCCGGGAGGUUGGUGCUUCGAGAACCUCUGACUGAUGCCAACUACAGCCUGACUGAUAUUAUUAUAGAGCUGGACAUUCGGUUCCAUCCACUGGAGGGAGUAGCAGGACAAUGGGAGGGGACUGGACUUUUUGGAAGUUGAAGACAGUGAUGAAUCAGCUAUGGUCAUCAGGAAUGAUGGAUUUGAUGACAUUGAGAGAGGGUCCAUGGUGUCUCGCAAUGAUCAACUGGAGAAAGAUGCUCGUCGUCUUGGUCAGAGCCUGAUCCGGACAGGCGAUGAAGACGAGGAUGAUGAGGAUUUUGAUUAUGAUGAUGACCUUGUGGAGAUGGAGACCUGUGACAUCACUUUAACUCCUCUCAGGAGUCGUUACAGACCCCUGUCUAGAACUGCUGUUGCAGCGAUGCCCAGAGUCCAGAGCUUUCAGGUGAAUGUGAACAUCCUGGAGGCUCAGAAGCUUGUCGGUGUGAACAUCAGCCCUGCAGUUUUUAUCAGAGUUGGAAGUCAGAAAAAACACACAGCAACACAGAAAUCCACGAACUGCCCAUUCUACAACGAGAAUUUCCAGUUUGAGUUUCAGGAGGCUCCUCAAAUCUUCUUUGAUGAAGUCAUAGAAAUAAAGGUAUUCCAUAGACGGACCUUGGCCUUCCUGAUGACCCACAUUGGGACCUUUAAGAUUGACAUCUCCACCGUGUACAGUCAGCCAGACCACCGUUUCUAUCAGAAGUGGGCUCCUCUCACCGACCCGACCGACACCAGGUCAGGAGUGAAGGGCUAUGUCCGGGCCAGCCUUAGUGUGCUGAUGAAAGGAGAUGCACUUCGGAUGCCCAGUUUAUCAAAGGGCUCCUCGUCUGGAAGCAGCGAGGAUAUAGAAAAACAUCUGUUACUUCCUCGUGGUAUGCCGUCUGAGCGUCCAUGGGCUCGGUUUCGUGUUCGGAUCUACAGAGCUGAGGGUCUCCCAACCAUGGAAGCAGGGCUGAUGGCAAAGAUGUCCGUCACUGAUCGGGCGGUUUUUAUUGACCCCUACGUACAGGUGACCUUCGCUGGACAACAGGGGGAAACAUCAGUCGCCAGUGCCACCAGCUACCCAGUAUGGAAUGAAGAAAUCUCCUUUAUUGAGCAGUUUCCUCCACUGGCACAGCGAAUCAGAAUCCAGCUCCUUGAUGACGCCAAGAUGGGAGACAUAGCUUUAGCUACGCACUUUCUGGACCUCCAACAGAUAUCUGAUCCCACCAGGAAUGGAUUUAACCCAACCUUUGGUCCAAAUUGGGUUAAUCUAUAUGGUUCUCCACAGAACUCCACCCUGGGAGACGUCCACCAGGCCUUAAAUGAGGGUUUGGGCGAAGGGAUCUUCUAUCGAGGUCGAAUCCUCCUGGCUCUCUCCAUGGAUGUUUAUUCCUCUCCGUCCGCCGUCUCCAGAGAUAUAGGCUCUGUUGCAGCCGUAAAGGUGAAAGGAGUGCAUGGCAAGUUUGGACGGAAGAAGAAAAAGAGCAGCAAGAAAGAGAAAAAGGAAGCAACUUCAGCUUCGAGUGGAUUAGCUGAUGAGGCUGGAGAAGCAGGAGUUGAGGUACCAGAGUCUGUCACUGUGGAAGUUGAGGAGAUCCAUCCUCUGCCUGAGGGUUAUCUGGGACAGAAGGAGGAGUUUCUGCUGUUUGCAUCUUUGUUUGAAGUGACAAUGAUAGACCCGACAGUAGGGACAAAACCACUAACCUUUGAACUCUCCAUAGGAAAUUAUGGCAAGGCAGUGGGAGUUGGGAGAUCUAAGAAAAGCCAGAGCAGGGAGGAGUUGAGGAGGAGCAGAGAAGAUCUGGCUGAGGAAACACACAGUUUGUUGGAGUCAGAGGAUGAGCUGGACAGAGGAGAUGACAAAUCCGAGAUUGGUCUCACUCAGGUGGAAAUUUAUCUGCGGAGGCCGAAGAGUAAAGCAAAGGAGAUUUUGACUGAGGUGUUACUAGAGCUGGUGACGCGUUGCAAACAGUUCAGCGCUUUCUCAGACAGGAGAUCACAGUCCCGUCCCAACAGCCUGGAUAAAUGCAGGAGAGAGUUUAUCAAAAAGAAUUUGGUUGUACUAGCCAGACAGGCAGUCAGAGUCAGGCGAAGGAUUACCAGAAACAAAACCAAAGAGCAUUUGAUGGAAAGCUGGAAAAUCCUAAGGAAGCUUCGACAACUGGCUGUAGAGCCCCAGAGCACCAUCCCAGAUGCUUUUCUUUGGUUACUUAAUGGAAGCAAACGACUGGCUUACGUCAGGAUUCCUGCCCACUCCAUCCUUUUCUCACUGGUGGAGGAGCAGAAGGGGCGGGACUGUGGCCGCAUCACCACUCUCUACAUGAAGUCUCCAGGAUGCUCCCCAAGUGAAACCUUUGCAAAGCUGGAGGUGUACCUGUGGCUUGGUCCUGUCAAGUACAGUAAAGAGGCAAUCAACAGCCUACCAGAAGAGUUCAUGCCAAUCUAUGAGGAGAUGGAGGAGGAGGAAACACAGAGACAACUUCCUGUGGAGGGAAGGAGAAAACAGCAGGUACUUCAGCUGCGGUGUCACCUCUACCAGGGGCGUGGCCUUAUGGCUGCAGAUGACGACGGCCUGUCAGAUCCGUUUGCAAGGGUGGUUUUCUCUACGCAGUGCCAGGUCACCAGGGUGUUGUCAGACACUCUCUCUCCUUCAUGGUGUGAGUGUUUGUUGUUUGACAAAGUUCUGCUGGAAGGAACGAAGGAGCAAUUUCAGCAAGACCCACCUCUCAUUAUCAUCAACAUCUAUGAUCAUGACACAAUGGGCAGCCCAAAGCCUCUGGGCCGAGCUUAUGCAGAGCCUGAGUUUAAAACUGUGGAGCAGUUUUAUGAAAAGCCCAGACUUCAGUUCUAUGAUGUCAGCAGAGGCCGGGUUCCCGCUGGAGAGCUGUUGGCUGCCUUUGAGCUCAUUGAGCUUGACUACUCUGCUUUUGGAGAGCCUCGCCUCCCCGUCAGUGUGGAUCCUCAGGAGCUGACCUACGACGAUGAACAGAAACAUUACAUCAUUCCAGAGGGAGUCCGACCUGUUCUGAAGACCUUCAGAAUCGAGGUGCUAUUCUGGGGUCUGCGGGAGCUGAAGAGGGUGCAGCUGUUUGAGGUGGAGCGGCCACAGGUGAGGGUGGAGUGUGCAGGACAGCAGCUGGAAUCUGAAGAGAUUCAGAGCUACAAGACCAACCCGAACUUUAAGGAAGUGGUCCGCUACAUCGAUGUGGAGCUUCCAGAGGAGUCUUACCUUCACCCUCCUCUGACGGUGUUUGUGGUGGAGCAUCGGGCAUUCGGUCACCUUGCUCUGGUUGGGUCCCAUGUUGUCCAGAACCUCAUGAACUAUGCUCCACGGGAAUGUGGAGAGGAAGAGGAACAAGAAAAAGAACCAAAAACAAAAGGACAUAAUUCAAAGAAGAUAAACCCUUUGACUUCAGUGAAGAACAUGAGACUCAGCGGAUUGCCAGUCAAACAAUCAAAAAUUCCCAUUAACCCCAUGAAGAUAGUUAAUGCUCCCCUGAAGAAGCUGAAGAGGAAGGCAGAGGAGCUGGAGGAAGAGGCUCCUGAGAAAGAGGAGCUGGACUGGUGGUCCAAGUACUAUGCAUCACUGGACGAGCUGGAGAAACUGGCUGCAGAGAGAGAACAAUUGGAGGAAGAAGCAGAGACAGACGGAGUACAUCUGACCAUGGCAAACAUUGAAGAAGAGGAGGAAGAAGCUGAUGUGGAGGAGAUCGAGCCUCCUAAACGCAAAAAGAUUGCCACACUAAAGCUGUAUGAGGGCGAUCUGGAGUCAGAGUUCAGUGACUUUCAGGACUGGCUUCAGAUCUUCCCCCUGUAUAAAGGCCAAGCCAUCACUGAGGACAAUGAGGAGGGUGAUGAAGAGAGGCUGAUGGGAAAAUACAAGGGUUCCUUCUUGGUUUAUCCCAUCGAUGUGGAAGACAGAGAUGACACCACAUGUCAGAUCACCAAAGGAAUUCCUAAAAAUUCACCUGCCAAAGUUUUGGUCAGAGUUUACAUCGUCAAGGCCACCAGCUUGGCUCCCACUGACCCGAACGGUAAAGCUGACCCUUACAUUGUUGUGAAGGUGGGAGAUCAGUGCUUGGACUCCAAAGAUCGAUACAUCCCCAAACAGCUCAACCCAAUGUUUGGAGAGGUGUUUGAACUCACAGUGUCUUUUCCCCUGGAGACGGAGUUGGUUAUAACCGUCAUGGACCAUGAUCUGGUUGGGGCAGAUGAUGUUAUUGGAGAGACUCGGAUUGAUUUGGAGAACCGGUUCUACAGCCGCCAUCGGGCCUCAUGCGGUCUCGCUCUUUACUAUGACACCGAUGGUUACAAUAAGUGGCGUGAUGCAAAGAAACCAUCAACAAUCUUGGCUGAGCUCUGCAGGAAGAAUGGCAUCCCAUCUCCAGAGUACAGAACGUCUGAAGUCAAAGUCCUCAGUAUGAUCUUCAAAAUACCACCAGAUGCCGUACCUGAAGGUCUGCUGAAGAAGAAUGAGCGGUCUCCAGAGGAAGAGGCAGAGAUAGAGGAGCAUGCAUCCCUGAAUGUGCUGCAGCGCUGGGGGGAGAUGAGGGAGUUCCUCCCUGGAGCCGUUCCUUUGGUUCCGGAACAUGUGGAGAUCCGGUCCCUGCAGAACCAGGACAAUCCUGGACUCCCUCAAGGAUAUCUUCAUAUGUGGGUGGACAUGUUUCCCACCGAUAUUCCAGCUCCGCCUGCUGUUGACAUAAAACCUCGUCUACCUGAACUGUAUGAGCUGCGUGUGAUCAUCUGGAACACCGAUGACGUGUUUCUGGAUGAUGUCAACCCUUUCACCGGCGACCCGUCUUCUGACAUUUAUGUUAAGGGCUGGAUAAAAGGCCUGGAAGGAGAUAAACAGGAAACUGAUGUCCACUUUAACUCCCUGACUGGAGAAGGAAACUUCAACUGGAGAUUUGUUUUUAGGUUUGAUUACCUUCCCACUGAGAAAGAAGUGGUGUACAAAAAGAAGGAAUCCAUCUUUUCCCUGGAGGAGUCAGAGUUUCGCCAGCCGGCUGUUCUGACGCUUCAGGUGUGGGAUUACGAUCGCAUCUCAGCCAAUGACUUUCUAGGGUCCAUAGAGCUUUCCCUCAGCAGCAUGGUGCGACCGGCAAAGACGUCCAGCAAAUGUACGAUUGAAAUGGCCAUGGACCAGGCCAGUCCUCGCUUCUCCAUCUUUCGAGCUAAAAAGAUGAAGGGCUGGUGGCCACUGGUCCGCUUGAAGACGGCUGAGGACUUUGAGAGGGAGGAGAAGGAGAAAAUGGACGCUAAAAAGAAGGGACACAAGAAGAAAAAGACCAAGGACAAAAGAAGCCAGAUGAGCAAAGAAGACAUCCAGUACACUGACAGUUUGGGCAACACUUACUUGUUAAUGGGGAAGGUGGAGGCGGAGCUUCAGCUGGUGGCGUUGGAGCAGGCGGAGGCGAACCCUGUGGGGCGUGGACGCAAAGAGCCAGAACCUCUGGAAAAACCAAACCGUCCUACCACCAGCUUCAACUGGUUCAUCAAUCCUAUGAAGACCUUUGUCUUCCUAAUCUGGAAAAACUACAAGAAAUACAUAAUAGCCCUGGUCAUCCUCAUCAUCCUGACGCUCUUCCUUGUCCUGAUUAUCUACACGUUGCCAGGAGAAAUCAGCUCCCUCAUCGUCAACGGAUGAAGAAACCUGCUGGGACUCACUGUUGCGUUGUGCUAAACUCCAAACAGUUUUAGGUUUCAUUCUCAGACUGAUAUAUUUAACCUUGUUGUCUUUUACAGUACUGACAGAAAUUGAUAGAAAUUGAUCAUCAGGAAUUUGUUCAGUGUUGGAAUAAUCUGUCACCAGAGCCAAUUACUAGACAGUGAUUAACUUCACGUUUUAGGAAAAUAAAGUUUUUCUUAAGUAAAAUGUGAUGUAUUUUCUCACGUGUCAGUUAUGCUGAUGUUCUUGUCUAUAUAUUCAAAACAAAAUCAAAUAUAUGCUAUAUAUAAAAAAAAUAAUAAUUUAAUGCACUGAUAAUUAUUUCUGAGUUUUUUUUUUCAAAUAUGGAUGUUAAAUUUGUUUCUUUGAAUAAAUUUGUAAAUAUUUUUUCAUCAACCUCUGUAAGUGGCUUAGAAGGUGGAAAUUAGACAGUUGCUAGUAAAAUGGUUUAUUAUUUUAAAAUGACAGGAAGGCAUUGAUUGUUUACUAGAGUACAAUGAUCAAGAAAUUGCACAUUAUUCAGUUGCAUGGGAAUAUUUAAACACUGAUGGAAAAUGAAUUAAUGCUGACCAAAACCAACAUUUUCACAAAUGAUUAUAAAACUGUUUUUUGAGGAAAACGUGGACGUAACAUCAUCAAAACAGUCAGCGUUGCUUUUUUUCACAAUUAACCUUCAUCAAGAAUGAGUUCCCGUUCACUACUGACCGUCAUUACAGUGAUUACAGAAUAGAUCUCAUGAUCUUCACUGAGUGGGCACUGCACUGUGCUUUUUGUUCACUAAAAGGUCAUUCAUUAUGACAGUGUCCCAUUCACGUGGGGCCCAAUAUAUUAUGUUUUUAUUUCAUCAAAGGGUAACCAAUUCACCAUAUCAGCAUGUUUCAGCAUAUCAACCUCCAUCUUACUCCAUUACAAGGACAACUCAGACUGAUGAAUCUAGUUUUGUUAUCUUUUCAUUGUGUUUUUAGAAAAUUUACCGAAAUCUUCAAAAGGUUUUACAUAUUUGAUGAAAUGGUGACUGGGCUGCCCUUUGAAUUUUUCCACCUUUUUUCUUGUUCCAAUCACAAAUAUCAAUAUAUUUUACACAAAUGUGAUGUAAUAAACCAAUACAAAGAUACUUUUGAUGUGCAAUAGUGCAAAUCAUACAUAUUUAUGAAAGCUUUUUUAACCAAUAAAAGCUGAAAAGUGUGGUUGGC